UGCGCUUGUUUAACUCACCGUGACAAUCAGACGGCAUAGUGGAAAAUACUUCAAUAGGUUGCGCCUACUCCGCCUACCCGUGAGAGUUCCGUUUUACCCUGGGUGUGAAUGAAAGCGAACCCUGUGUCAUUUCACUGGUGUCCUGUAACGUUGAUGUUUCAACUUCCAGUCUCUCGGCAUCUUCAACUUUCGCUAACUAACGCUACUGUUUGACUGCAGAGUUCACCAAGUCAGAGACAUGUCUUCAGCACAGACAUUUACGGACCCAAACCAACACAAGCGUGUGUCUGUUAAAUCCAACCCUGGAUUCCUGGAGCGAUUAAGUGAGACUGCAGGAGGAACAGUUGUUGGUGUCGGACUGUUUUUCCUCUCAAUCUAUAUUCUCUUCACCAAUGAGGGACGGGCUCUGCGCACAGCAUACUCUCUGGAUGAGGGUCUUUCUCAGGUUGUGUCGUUGGAGCCUUUCUCCCUCCUCGACCCGCAGAACAACGACCGUUUAGUUCAUCUUUCUGCAAAGCUGCACACCUCACAGGCCCUCCACGAUCCAAACUACAGAGUGACGGUGCAGGCAGUGAAGCUGAAGAGGCAGGUGGAAAUGUAUCAGUGGGUGGAAUACCAGGAGAGCAAGGAUUACCAAGAGGGUGGUGAGACCAAAUCUGAGACGACGUACAACUACAACACCGAAUGGAAAUCUGAGUUGGUUAACAGUCGCCAUUUCGAUAAGGAAAUUGGUCACCAGAACCCGAGUGCCAUGGCAGUUGAGAGUGUGACAGUCGUGGCUCCCGAUGUCGGGGUUGGACCUUUUAGUCUGUCUAAAGGCCUGGUGGAGCAGAUAGAUAACUUCCAGACGCUAAGCCUGAGGGAUUUUUCCUUCCUUAAUAUCGACCCUUUCCUCAGCAUUGAUGAUGAUUAUUUCUAUCACACCCAAAACCCACGCAGGCCUGAGGUCGGAGAUGUGCGCGUGAGAUUCUCCUUCGCUGGUUUGAGUGGCGAGACGUCUCCCUUUGGAUCGGCUCAAACGGUCAGUAUUGUGGCCAUGCAGAGAGGGGAGCAGCUGAGGCCAUUUAAAACCAAGUCAGGAGACACUCUGGAGAUCCUGUACCUGGAAGAGCUCUCUGCACAGGAGGUUUUUGAGAAGGAACAGCAGCACAACAGUAUGAAGACAUGGGGACUCAGGGCUGCAGGCUGGGCCCUCAUGUUCCUCAGUAUCCAGCUGACCAUGCGCAUCAUCUACACCCUGGUGGACUGGGUUCCUGUUCUCAGAGAGCUCGUCUCCGUGGGGCUGAAGAUCUUCGCCCUGUGUGUCUCCUGCUCUCUGUCCCUCCUCACCAUCGGAGUAGGAUGGAUGUUUUACCGACCGCUAGUGGCUGCAGCUCUGGGAGCACUAGCUCUGCUUCCCAUGUUUCUUGCCCGCUCAGGACUUGGACCAGCCAAGAAGAACGAAUGACUUUCAAACUGAGGAUUUUCUGAUGCUGGGCUGUAUAUAUAUUUAUCUGAGGAAUGAGUGUGCGGCCCGUGUUUUUUUUAGCCCAGCAGGAAUAACAGACAUUCUAUGUUGAUAAAUGUUUUAGUUUUCAGUUAACUGUUUUAUCAUCAAGUGUCCAAGGGGCUUUGGUUACAUUAGGCAUUUUCACCUUGGAUCUAUGUUUAAGGAUACAAAGAAAUCCCAUAUUAACCACUGCUUGUUUUCAGACCGCACUUCGCAGAUGUUGCCUUUAAAAACAUUUAAAUCACUUCAGAAAAAACUCACAUCCUCCUUUUGAUAUUUUGUUGCUUAAAAUGAACAUCAUGACAUUGUCAGAGUCUUAUUUGGACUGUCAAUAAUUUAUCAGAUGUCUUGCUCUCUACACAAAUCAUACUCUGUCAUGCAGUAAAUUCUGCUUUCAUGGAGGUUUAAAUGUUCAGUUUUUGUUUAUUCAAAUGUAACUUUACUUUGUUGGGCUGUAGUUUGCUGGGUCACAGGUUGGCCUAAUUUUCAUCACCCUAAAACAACUUUCUAAAUACAAUAGUGCUGAUAUUAGUGAUUUGUUUAUGAAGUAAAACGGAUUCACUUGAGGUGAUGUGUAAACCUUUUUCGAAUAAUAUUCAGUUGCAUUUAUAAAAUGAUUAAUGUCAGUGUUUGGUCUACACAAAAAGGCCAAUCUUGAUGUAAUGUUUGUUCAUGCGUGUUAAAUAAAGCGCUUGUUUCCUA
Eleginops maclovinus (Patagonian blennie) is the source of this 2191-nucleotide messenger RNA. RefSeq names its product transmembrane protein 43. Gene Ontology annotation, biological process: lipid metabolic process; nuclear membrane organization. The transcript has 12 exons. The coding region runs from base 239 to 1447 and encodes 402 amino acids. The record is from RefSeq and is a predicted model, not a curated record. Gene Ontology annotation, cellular component: nuclear envelope; nuclear inner membrane. Lineage: Eukaryota; Metazoa; Chordata; Actinopteri; Perciformes; Eleginopidae.